GAGGUUUUCCUUAUGAAUCAACACAAACGUGGUGAGGCGUUUUGAAGUGCUAUUCGGGAGGUCUCCUUACCGCUUGAAUUGAGAUCACAAGCAUGGCGGGUUGGAGUUCUUCACUCCCGUCGCGCAGUGCAUGCAGAUCCCUUCGCGAUGCUCCACUUCCCGUCAAAGCGCCAUCUUCUGCUGUGCCUCCCGUGAGGGUCCCUGUUCUGUCAUCCCAUCUCAGCAAGAAGAAGCGUUGCAAUCCUGCAGCAGCACUCAGCAGUGGGGACUUUCAGACGGGUGCUGCAAGCACAAGCGGAGGUGUCGCAUGGGAUAAGACCGAAGCAGGUACUCCUCUGGAAGACCUGCCAGAGCCAGAUGGCAAUUUCUGCCUGCCCUUCAUUGGAGAGACGGCAGAGCUUAAAGCAAACCACUGGGAAUGGGCACACAAAAGGGUAAAGAAGUUUGGUCCGGUUUUUAAAAGCAACAUCUUUGGGGAAAAUGUUGUGGUGGUCACAGACUUCAGAGGCCUGCAGAAGGUGUUUGGGGGAGAUCACAAGCUCACGCAAUGGAUGACAGCGCCUUCACUGGAAGCGCUGUGUGGCGAGGAGCUCAUGGGCGCUCCAAAGCACAAGGCGUCCCACAUGAAGCAGAGGAGGCAGCAGGGCGCGGCGUUCACCCCGGAUGCAAUGGAUGCUUACCUGCCCCGAGUGGUGGAAACAUGCGAGGAAUACCUCAAUAGCUGGUCUGCGCAAGAACGCGUUAACCUCAUACCCGCGAUGCAGGAGUUGGCGUUUGACUUUGCCGAGGGCCUGGUUGUGGGCCUGGGAAUCAAGGGGGAGGAGAAGGCGUUGCUCCUGCAGAAGUGGACUGAGUUCAGCUCCAACUCCAUCACAUUCAUGCUGGACCUGCCGGGAACGCCCUACAACACAGCCAAGCGCGCGCGCGACUUCAUUCUGGAUGCCAUCCGGGACCGCGUAGCUGCCAAGAAGGCGGAGUUUGAAGCAGGCAACGUGCACAAAGACACGCUGCUGUCCUUCUUCGCCUCAGCCAAGGUGGAGGACGGAGAGCCCCUGGACGUGCACGACCUCUCGAUGAACGUGCUGAUGUUCAUGUUUGCCGGGAGCGAUACGUCGCGCGAGAGCCACAAGGUUUUGCUGGGAAUCUUGCCAGACCUGCCACCCGUCAUCCUGGACAAGCUGCGCGAGGAGCAGGCACAGAUUGUGGCAAAACACGGCACCGGCUUCAGCCGAGCCGCAAUGGCCGAGAUGCGAUACGCGGACGCAGUCGCGCGCGAAGUGCUGCGCAUCUGGGGGCCCGCAGAGUUCCUGACGGUGAAGGAGGACUUUGAGCUGCACGGCAAGCGCAUCAAGAAGGGCGCUGUGAUCCUGGCAAGCCUGAUGUAUGCCAAAGCAAGCGAUCCGCGCGUCAGCGCCGGGGAUCACGCUGAUUCUCCCCUGCCGCGCCACAUGGACAUCUCGAACCUGACCGACUCCUUCAGGCCUGAGCGCUGGCUCGAUGACAGCAACAAGCUUGACACCUCGGCGCUGGCAACGUUUGGCAUGGGCGUCCACUUCUGCCUGGGGUACCCGCUGUACAUGAUGGAAGCCAAGGUACUGCUGGCGUUAGUCGCGCGUGACUACGAUGUUACCAAUCUCUCCGGAUCCCCCGUCGACUGGGGGGUCUCCCCCUCUGCUCGGUCCCCCACCUCCGAUGUCUUCCUGCGCUUCACUCCGCGCCACAGCGUCUGAUCAUGAUCGGCAUGUCUGACUCAUCAAGCAUGCCUGCCCUUUGCUCUGUGCCAAAAUUGGCACUGCCAUAUGUUUGAUUAUUAUUGGCAUGUCUGGUCUAAACGAGCCCUGAGAAUGACGCCAUCAAAGACCUCACUGAGAAGCUUGGUGAGCCGAAUGAUGCAGAUCGACUUGCCAUGUACUAUGCUGGUGCAUGUCUUGCAUUCGCUGGGUACGAUUUGAUAACAGGACCCCUGUCCAUGUAACGCUGUUAGUCCUGCGUU
Molecule: messenger RNA, 1993 nt
Organism: Coccomyxa subellipsoidea C-169
Lineage: Eukaryota; Viridiplantae; Chlorophyta; Trebouxiophyceae; Coccomyxaceae
Product: cytochrome P450
Exons: 11
Coding region: 93-1730 (545 amino acids)
Biological process (GO): sterol metabolic process
Molecular function (GO): oxidoreductase activity, acting on paired donors, with incorporation or reduction of molecular oxygen; monooxygenase activity; heme binding
Source: RefSeq, a predicted model, not a curated record